Naegleria fowleri is the source of this 1083-nucleotide messenger RNA. RefSeq lists its product as uncharacterized. Bases 1 to 1083 code for a protein of 360 amino acids. The transcript is spliced from 2 exons. Gene Ontology annotation, cellular component: membrane. The record is from RefSeq and is a predicted model, not a curated record. NCBI's taxonomy places the organism in Eukaryota, Heterolobosea, Eutetramitea, Acrasida, Naegleriidae.
AUGGCUCAACAAUUACGAUCCAGUAAUAAUAACAACAACAAGGCUUCAGCAUCGUUCUUAUUGGUGGGUCAUCAAUAUGUAUCCUCUGUGUGGUAUGAAAUGAUUUGGAGUAUUAUUGAAGGAACUCUUACCAUGAUGCUCUAUCCAUUGUGUUUGUUCGUGGGAGUGGCUUCUUUCUUGUUUUAUCAUUUGAUCAAGAAGAAAGGAAAGGAAUUGUUUAAAUUUAAUGCAAAUCCAUAUUGUGGUUAUGAGACUAUUUUCUUGAAUGGAGCUUCGAGUGGUAUUGGCAAGAGUAUUGCUUUGGAGUUGGCAAGAAAUUUUGCAAAGAGAAAGAAUCAAAAGAAAUUCACCUUGACUAUUUCCGGAAGAAAGCAACAGGCUCUCGAAGAAGUGAAACAAGAAUGUCUUGACAUCAUCAAGAAGGAAUCCAAUCAUCCUGAAGAGGAUUAUGAAAUCAAUAUUCGAUUAUGUGAUGUGACAGAUGCUGAAAAAGUUAAGGAACUAAUUCAUGAACUUGACUAUGAUUUAGUGAUUGCGAAUGCUGGAGUUUCAUUGUUUCAAAUGUUGGAUCCAAGUAAGAAGUAUACUUCGUUGGAAAAGGUCAAAGUCGAUUUCGAGUGUUGGGAAACAAACAUGACAGGUUGUACCAAUGUUGUUUUUCCAGCUUUAGAAAACAUGAUGGAACAAAAUGAAAAAGGAAACUGCAAACGAAGACACAUUGUUUUAACAAGCUCAGGAACAGGCUAUUUCCCCGAAAUGGGUUUAUAUCCUGUGGCAAAGGCAGCCCUAAUUAGUAUGGGAAGAACUCUCAGAGCUAAACUCGAUAACAGUAAGACCCAUAGUAAUAUUAGAGUUUCUGUUUUUGUUCCUGGAUGGGUUUCAACAAAUAUGGCAGAAUCGUUCCCUCAAAAGGGUGCUCAAGUGGGAAUGAUUUCUUCUGAAGAAGCUGCAAGAUUGGCAUGUUCUGGUAUUGAGCAUGAUUUGGAGUUGAUUGAUAUUUGUGGUUUUUGGGGUGUCAUUUUGAGGGUCUUGUUGAAAUUCCCAUACACAUUGAGUUCAGCCUUAAUUAGAAUGAUAAUUUAA